This is a messenger RNA of Gigantopelta aegis, 2112 nucleotides long. RefSeq lists its product as uncharacterized. The record is from RefSeq and is a predicted model, not a curated record. NCBI's taxonomy places the organism in Eukaryota, Metazoa, Mollusca, Gastropoda, Neomphalida, Peltospiridae. The coding region runs from base 1 to 2109 and encodes 702 amino acids. Gene Ontology annotation, molecular function: phosphotyrosine residue binding. The transcript is spliced from 6 exons.
AUGGACCGUUCUACUCCGGAUUUGCUUUCAUUUCACAACGGAGUGACGUCCCAGCGAAACGCCAGCUCUGGUGCGACUGUAGGUAAACAAAAUCACGUAGCCAGUAGCUAUUUAAAGUCUGAUUCUGGCAGCAAAGGAAGGGGCGUUACGUCAAACGAACAGUUUUAUAAAUCUUCGCUGAAAUCGCCUGACAUUGACAAUGAAAAUGGUAGUGGUGUAUCAGUUUUCGGCUGCAACACGGGUUACGAACGUUGGUCAGAUUCGGGUAUUCCCCAGAGUCGCAGUGCUGCGUUAUUGGGGAAAGGACAGUUUUGUUUAGGCUCUCGGAGUGAAAAGUCGCAGGGCCAUGCAUUAGGUUUGUCUAACACUAGUAGUAACAGUAUGGGAGCGAACCAGUCGUAUUCACCAAACCGAGGGAGAGUGCAUACGGUCGCCGUGUGUAGACAGAACAGUGUUCCUUAUCACGACGAUUACCCACCUGCCAAGCUGCCACUGAGAGGCUGCGUUUCCCUCUCGGGGGAACCGGCCAAACAGCCGCUGGAUACCACCAGCCAGUCCCCAGUGAUAGUGCCACAAGACGAGAUAGAUGGUGCACACUCCUUUGCUUACAGGAAAAACAACCAGGGCGUGAGACUUGGUGACUACACUCAGCCCGUGGAUGCAGCCAAGUUCAUCUGGGCGAAUCCUGCUGACAAGUCGCUGUCAAGUGACAACGAAUAUAGUGAACCGUAUUCAUUUUCAUCUCGACUUUCUGGUGUGAAGGAUCCUUCUGAAGAUGUUGUAGAUUCCAUCUACUCAUUGGCAAUAGAAUCAGAGACAGAGUACAAUCAUCUGAACGAACAUCUGAAGUCCUCAAUACAGAGUGCCAAUACUGAUCAUGAAAAUAAGUACAGUCAUGCAGGCACCUGGUACCAGCCCGACCACAGUGUGUUUGUGGACAGUGUGACAAAUCGGUCAAGACCAGACGUCUGUCAGGAGCCUCACGACUCUAGGAAGCAGCAGAAAGAAUUGCGCAGCAGUGCUGGUCGCACGGAGAACUCUAACAGUGAAAUCCAAAGUCCUCAUUCCCCAGAACGUGGUUUGGCGAACCAUAAGAAACAAAGUCCCAUUUGUAACUCUUCUAGCAACGACGUCACUACCACCACCAGUGAAGAGAAUCCAGAAGAGCUGUAUGACUGUGCAUGGAAACUGAGCACCAGUGACAGGACCAUGUCGGUGGGUAAGGGUCAGACUCCCAAGGUUUUGCGGUCCAACGAUUGUUACGAAGAUGCGUGGGACACCGUUCAGAAACAGAGGGAGCUUCAGGAGAAGGUUCUGAAUGCAGCCCGCAAGAUCAGCGGUGUGGUGGCUCCUUCGCACGUGGCCCUGGGUCUCUCGCCCACCUCUGCAACUCCUGUGGCUCCUUUGUCAUCAGGUCCGGUUCUAUACGAAGAGCCUUGGGAUUCCAAACAGAAGCAGAAGGAGCUAGAACAAAAACUUGCAUCUCCCGGGCAUCACAGGAAGGUCAGUGAGGACCGUGAUCGGAGGAUCAGUCCGACAACGCAGGUAUUCAGACAACAAAAUGGCCUCCCGUUCCCAACCAUGAGCAGUAGUCCUGGGUUACCGAGGUCGUCACUGGUUCCAGCGUCAUCACCCCCAGCUCAGUACGAGGAUGCCUGGGACAUUGGAGCCAAAACCAACCUGUUGUCUUAUCUCAGAACUAGUUCCCAUUCUGACGAUGCCCCAGUGUCUCCGACUCGCAGAAACGCCCCGAAGUCAUGUACAGUGGGUGAAAACAUCAACCCUAUUAUUCCUCUGCAUAACCAGAACUGGUAUCAUGGAAGGAUAUCGCGGUUGGGAGCCGAGAGCUUGAUGCGUGUGUACAAGGAAGGAAGUUAUCUCGUGAGGGAAAGUGAGUCUGAACGGGGACAGUACUCGCUGUCAAUCAAGAGUCCCAUGAUGUUCAUCCACCUCCGGAUUGCGUGUUUGCCCAACCGUCAGUUUGUUCUCGGAGAAAACAGUCCAAAUUUCCCAACAAUCCCCGAAAUGAUAGACUAUUACACCCGACAUCCUGUUCCUCUGAAGGGUGCUGAUCAUAUGACUCUGUUGCACCCGGUUGCCAAGCACUGACAC